Messenger RNA from Mizuhopecten yessoensis (Yesso scallop), 2052 nucleotides. RefSeq names its product cyclin-K-like. Gene Ontology annotation, cellular component: cyclin/CDK positive transcription elongation factor complex; nucleus. NCBI's taxonomy places the organism in Eukaryota, Metazoa, Mollusca, Bivalvia, Pectinida, Pectinidae. The record is from RefSeq and is a predicted model, not a curated record. Gene Ontology annotation, biological process: regulation of transcription by RNA polymerase II; positive regulation of DNA-templated transcription, elongation. The coding region runs from base 78 to 1769 and encodes 563 amino acids. Gene Ontology annotation, molecular function: cyclin-dependent protein serine/threonine kinase activator activity. The transcript is spliced from 9 exons.
UUCCCCGGCGAGAGAACUGUGACGCAUGUUGUGAAGAUUAUUUGGAAAACAAACAUCUUCAAACAGUCUCAACAGACAUGCCGUGUUGGUACUUUGAAAAGAAAGAAUUACGAAAUACACCUUCAUUCCAAGAUGGUAUUGAUGCUGGCACAGAAGCUAGAUAUAGACGAGAAGGAGCAAGAUUUAUCAUUGAUGCUGGUACCAAGAUGGGACUGCGAUAUGAUACCUGUGGUACAGGUGUUGUGUAUUUCCACAGAUUCUACAUGUUUCACUCCUUCAAGGAAUUCCACAGAUAUAUAACAGCAGCAUGCUGUCUAUUUUUGGCUGGGAAGGUAGAGGAGACCCCAAAGAAAGGCAAAGACAUCAUCAAAAUAUGUCAGUCUAUGUUGUCACCUCAGGUGUUCAGUGUAUUUGGAGAUGAUCCAAGGGAGGAAGUGAUGACAAUGGAAAGAAUUCUGUUACAAACCAUCAAAUUUGACCUACAAGUGGAACAUCCGUACGGAUACCUGCUAAAGUUUGCCAAAUUCAUCAAAGGUGACAAAGAGAAGAUACAAAAACUGGUACAGAUGGCCUGGACUUUUAUCAAUGACAGCCUGUGUACAACCCAGUGCCUGCAAUGGGAGCCAGAGGUGAUCAGUGUGUCAUUGAUGUACCUAGGCACUCGCCUCACAAAGUUUGAUAUUCAGGACUGGCACGGCAAGGUACCUGGAACAAAGACCAGGUGGUGGGAGUUCCUGGUGGAGGAUAUCACUGUUGAACUUAUGGAAGAUAUAUGUCACAAGGUGCUUGACCUUUAUUCCAACAAUCCCCAGGGAACUGGUACAGACUCUCCUCCAGUUACUCCCAGUAAAAAGUCAACAGCCAGGGACACCCCUCCUCCACCGCCACCACAGGUUGGAAAACGCAGUCUCCCAACAACUCCAGCUGAAGCAGCACUUGAGGCUAAGGUACCCAAAUUACAACCAGAAAGGCAGAAAAGUAAAGACUCUGGCUCAAGACGAAAUUCAAGCAAGAAAAACGGCUCUGUACCGGAAGCCCCAUCCUCGAUUGCUUUACCACGCUCUGCCCCAGCCUCCAAUUACAGCUCAGCUCCCCCUGUACAGAGCAAACCAGACUACACACAGUAUGGAGCUUACAUGGCAUCUUCAUCAUCACAGUACCCAUCCUCGUUUCUGUCACAGGAGGGUAGUAAAUCUAUAGAGACACUAGUAAGUGGGUCAGGACUUGUAUCCACAUCAUCUUACUUACAGACUCAGCCCCCCACAACUGCUGCCUCAGCUCCUGCAGCAGUUCCUCAGUACCCACCCCCAGCACAGUACCCCCCUGCCCCCUACCAGCCAAACACAUAUGCCCCACCCACAGCCUAUCAGCAGCCUCCACCUGUCCAGCCACAGUACCCUGGCCCUGGUGGGUAUCCUGCUGGUCCUGCAAAUCCUGGAGCUCCACCUCCACAGCAGGCCUUUCACACAAACCAGCCUCCACCACAAGUAGGUCAGUACCCCCCAGGCUUCCCGCCACCUCAGCAGUUUAAUGGGCCACCCUUCCAGGGACAGACUAAUUUUCCACCACCGCCACCUCGACCUGGAUUUCCUCCUCAGCAGCCUGGUGUCAGUGCUCCACCACCUUUUCAAACUAUGCCUCCAAAUACAGGGGCACUAAACACUAUGAUGGGACAGUCUCAAAGACCACCUGUGCCUGUCCAAAACAAUAUGGUACCACUGCAACCAAGCUCGGGACUACCAGUAGUUAGAAUCACAGGUCGGAGAUGAUGUGAUCAAUAGUGUGUUCGGGAUUUUUAUUUUGUCAAGUCAAAGAGACUCAUUGCUGAUAAUUUUCACCAAAGGAUAGUUGGAAAUUAUGUGGAUGAAAUCCAUAAAAUGGGUAUAGAAUUAUUGAAAAGUGCAAUAAAAUGAAAUGCACUACAACAUUUUGCAUCCAGUCCUAAUGCGGAUGAUUUAUAGUUACCAAAAGGUAACUUGAGUAUUUCUUUACCAUAUAUAUGUUGACAAGUCCUGAAAAUAUUGCUAACAACAGACAGAAUAGUCACACACA